Molecule: messenger RNA, 570 nt
Organism: Papaver somniferum (opium poppy)
Lineage: Eukaryota; Viridiplantae; Streptophyta; Magnoliopsida; Ranunculales; Papaveraceae
Exons: 2
Coding region: 1-570 (189 amino acids)
Source: RefSeq, a predicted model, not a curated record
AUGGAGCAGCCUCCAGGAUUUCAAGAUGAAGAACAUCCCCACUAUGUCUCAUCUUUGGCUGACACUUCACUCUUUGUUCAAAAAUUGGGUAAAAGACUCACAAUAUUGCUGGUAUAUGUUGAUGAUAUCUUAGUCACUGGAAAUGAUACAACUUAUAUCACUGCUUUCAUCUCUGAAUUGAACAAUCACUUUCAUGUCAAAGAUCUUGGUGCUCUUCAUUACUUUCUUGGUCUUGAAGUCUUAAGAAAUUCAUCUGGAAUUUUUCUAUCUCAAUCCAAGUACAUUCUGGACUUGCUCAAAAAGACUAACAUGGUUGGUUGCAAACACUGCUCUUCUCCAGCUGUUGCUAAUUCUCAACUUACAUAUGAGGGUGAAUUACUUCCAGAUCCUACUUCUUACAGAUCAAUUGUUGGUGCAUUACACUACUUAACUUGGAGCAGACCUGAAAUAUCUUUUGCAGUCCUACAAGUCUGCCAAUUUGAAUUUCUUUUUUUGUUUCACUUUUCUCUUUCCUCUCUGAUACUCAGAGAAUGUAAGAACCUUAGAUUUGUUCUGUUAAUGAAGAGAUGA